Talaromyces stipitatus ATCC 10500 is the source of this 480-nucleotide messenger RNA. RefSeq lists its product as uncharacterized. The transcript is spliced from 4 exons. The record is from RefSeq and is a predicted model, not a curated record. Lineage: Eukaryota; Fungi; Ascomycota; Eurotiomycetes; Eurotiales; Trichocomaceae. Bases 1 to 480 code for a protein of 159 amino acids.
AUGACAGAGUUUAAUGAUGACUGCAAAGAAGCAUGGGACACUCUCAAAGACAUAUUAGCUAAAGCCCCAGUCCGAUUCCUUCCAGACCUUACGAAACCCUUUCUGCUGUACACAGAUGGCUCAAAGGAGUUUAGCUUUGAAGCUGCUUUGCACCAGGUCGACAAGAACAAGGUUGCUACUGCAAUAUGGGUAAUUAUAAAACUGCGACAAUACCUAGACAAAAAUAAGUUCACGCUAUACACAGACCAUGCCACUAGAGACUCACUAAAUGGGCCUUAUACCUUACACACCAACCAGAUGAAGAAACAAGCAGAACCAGAAAACCCAAUUAAGAAUAGAUUCAAACUUGACACUGCAACUAGGCUACUAUAUAUGAUAUGGGAAAACAUAGAGAGACUAUGUAUUCUAGCUAAAGCCCACAAGCUCAUUCUCAUGGCCACUCAUGAUUAUAAGGGACACCCUAGUAUUCAAAAGAUAUAG